This is a messenger RNA of Haliotis rufescens (red abalone), 2750 nucleotides long. RefSeq lists its product as uncharacterized. The transcript is spliced from 5 exons. The coding region runs from base 199 to 1359 and encodes 386 amino acids. The record is from RefSeq and is a predicted model, not a curated record. NCBI's taxonomy places the organism in Eukaryota, Metazoa, Mollusca, Gastropoda, Lepetellida, Haliotidae.
GUGAAAAUAGAUUUCCCAGAACACUGACGCCAGUAUGUAGGUCAGAUGCACAGUGAAAACGCCGGGAGUAGGUGACGCAGUGUGCAGACAUCCUAGAUUCGGACAUCAGCACCCAGACACACCCUUCACGUUCCACACAGUCCUCAAAGAAGACGAUUACAUUUGGACAGUCAUUCAUACAGACGCAAUUUGUCGACGAUGUCAUUCAUCGGGCGAGGAGGAUGUCGCCACUGUGGAUGUAGAGAAUACGUGAAGCCACCAGAGGGAGAGAAAUGUUACCACUGCAACCACGAGAUAGACCUUCACGACGUCAAAUAUCAACCACAACCAACUGGUGGGACACCAACCAGCAAGACCGGUGAAUCAUCUGUUCAGAACACAAUGGAUGCUGCCACGGUGGAUGUUAGUCUGAUGCACACGGGAGAGGCGUUUGAACAAGGAGCCCCUGACGUAUGUUUCGAAGAGACGUGGGAAGUCCGCGCACCGUCUGACUUGGCGCAUGGACAUUUCGUCAAGCUCCAUGAUAGAGGUGCAGUCAUCACAAAGCGAGUAUCACCAAUGACAGGAAAGGAUGGAGAUAUCGGAUCUAGUGAAGACAUGGCAAUGUUCACGGACAUCAACCGAGACAACAGAGGAAUUGUUCGGGGUAAGUGUCGAGAAUGCCCCGAGGAAUGUUCUCAGUAUUCCCAGCCUGUCCUCAGACACAACUGUACAUAUUGCGGGUGUCCGGCGGGUCAUCAUGAGAGGGUGGUACCUGGACCUAAACCCAUCAUCAAGAUGGAACCAGGGGAGGAGGGGGCAGGAUCUCCGGGGCGGAGUGAUGACCGACCACCACGCGGUCCGUCGAGAAGACCGGACGGGUGGUGUAAUGCCCAAGCCCAGCCAAGUACCUCCAGGCGAAAUGAGUCGCCCACUGGCUCACAAAAUCACCAGGAUACAUCACGUACAGUAAUCCAGAAACGUUGUAAGACGUUAUUUGAGGAUUCUGGCGUCACAUAUUCUCAUCUUCAAAGAAACCUUACAAAAUCUCAACGCGGCGUGUUUACAAUCCUAUGGAAGGGAAACAUAAUUUAUGUUGGGGAGCCAAAAAAGACGCCCCUAUUAACUAACCUUCGUAGUAUCUUUACUGGUGGAAGCAAUCAAGAUAUCAGCAAAUGUUUGAAAAGUUUAUCCAACGAUUUGAAAGAGAAGCAUGUCCGAAUCGCUUGGCUGACACACAUGGAUGACGACCCACACUGCCAAACGUGCAGAGAAGGCAAGAAAACGCUGCUUUCGUAUCGACACUGUGUUUCAAAACUGCAAAGCAAGAAUCCAAGGGAGGUCCUCUUGGAUCUCAAGACAAAAUUAUCACGCCAGUAGAAUCAAAAUGUUUCUCGUGUUUCAACUGACCACAAAUUGUAGUGUUUAGUUUGAAACCUUUCUAAUCCUGGCAUCGUCUAUGUAUCUGUAUGUCUCUUUAUCUCAACAGUCUGUAGCAUAAUUGUGGUUUUAAGGAUUUUCUGGGAAAAUAUAUUUUUAGGUAAAAUCCCAACUCCCCAGUAUGCAACAAACCACUCAGGGUAUAACAGAAGAUUAUGAUGUUUGAACAUGUAUUUGGGUGAAGGAAAAUGUCACAUCUCAAAGUUCCUUUACCUUUCAAAGCUCUAUUUACAAGACAUUUCUACAUAUCUUGUGAUAAGAACAUUAUAAUGCUGGGCAGAAUGUGAAUUAGAAUCACCUCAUCAUAUUUUGUGUGAUCCCCAGUAAGGUGCUCUAGCUUUGGUUGCCAGUGGUAUACUGGUUUACUGUCCCUUGUCGAUAGGUAUUAUCAAAUAAUUAACUUGUUUUCAUCGCAAUAUUGCCGAUGCGAUGUAAAAUGUUAAGUCGCUCACUCAUCAUAUUUAGAUAUGAUACAACCUGAGGCAAAGGAAAUACGAGAGUAUCCAGUAAUUUAAUAUGUACUGUUUCCCUACUUUUGAACUACAGUAAACUACGGUUAUAACGAACUCAAAGGGACUACCAAUUUUAGUUCGUUAUAACCGUAAUUCGUUAUCAGCAUAUGCACAGCAUAACUAUAGCAUAUAGUCGGGACUAAAAAGUUAGUUCGUUAUAUCCGUUAGUUCGUUAUAAGCGUGUUCGUUAUAACCGUAGUUUACUGUAUGCCUAUGAGUAUGUGUUAUGAGUAGAUGCCCGAGGAAGAAUAAUCCCGAAGGCGUACGUGGGACUUAAAAUAUCAAUCAACGGUUUAUCUGGUUCAGAAUCGGUUAUCUACGAUCGCCGUCGUAUUGACGUAAACGAUUUACAUUUGACUUAAUCAUUAAUCAUUAUCGUUAUCAUGAUCUAGGUAGUGCUGUAGCCUAUUUUUAGUCAUAAGUUCCAUUAUUUUGCAGAGAUUUGAGGUUAGGGAUAUUGGCCUAUAGGAGUUUGCCUGAUCUGCUGGUUUAUUUGGUUUAGGUAUUGGGAUUACUAGAGCUUCCUUCCAUGAGGAUGGGACCUGUCCGUUUAGGUAAACUAGGUUGUAUAGUUUAAGUAAAGUUUGGAGUAGUUUGGUAGGUAAGUGUUUGAUUAUUUGGUAAGAGGUGAGGUCUAGGCCAGGGGCUGUUCCUUUUUUUCUAUUGUUUAGUACGUGAUUUAGUUCUUCUAUGGUGUAAGGUUGAUUUAUUUCUAGGUUGUCUUGUCUGAUUUCUUUGGAGAAUUUUAUUUCUUUAUUUAGUUUAUCUUGGAAUUUCUUACUGAAGUUACUGUUGCUACUAACUUUAGAGAAGUGUUUG